GGCUAACUUGACAUGUUCAGGCGUGCCUCUCUUCACGCUCCUUUGGCAUGGUAGAGAUUCGCCAGAGAAGAUCAUUACUGCGUGCGAGAAAGGUCAGCCUUUAUCGGACGCAAGCACGAUGUCUGCCAUCUUUGACGCAAGCAGUCCGUAUGGCGGCGGCGGCUCUUCGUAUGAUCCGUAUGGCCCAUCGUCGCGCUCAGCUGCAACCGCCUCGUCAGCUCGAGGAGUUGGAGGUGGAGCGGGAGGACUCUCGAACCUGCAGUUCUACUCGCAGCACUCCACUGCUUCAGCAGCUGGCGCAGGCGGGGCCGGGGGCCACUACACCGGCAGCGACGGGUACAACACCGGCUCCAAUGGGCGCCCUAGCCUGGAGGGCAACAUGACCGGCGCGGGUGGCUAUGAAGGUGCGGUAGGGAGCCACAUGAUGGCGGGGCAAAUGAGCUUCUGGAGCGCUUUCGGUACGGGUGGCUUCCCUGAUGAGCCGGGGCUGAUGGAGGAGCUCGGCAUCAAUCUUACGCACGUGCGGAGCAAGGCAUUGACCGUGCUCAACCCGUUCCACAACUACUCGGCGACACAUCAGCGAGAUGUGCACAUGAUGGACGAUGCGGAUCUCGCAGGCCCGCUCAUGUUCUGCUUUGCCUUUGGCAUGCUCCUCCUGCUGGCCGGCAAAUCUCAAUUCGGCUACAUCUACGGCGUCGGACUGAUGGGCGAUAUUGCGAUCUACCUGCUGCUGAACAUGAUGUCCGAGGGCGGGAUAGACGCCUACCGCGUCUCCUCUGUGCUAGGCUAUUGCCUCCUCCCGCUCUGCAUCCUGAGCGCGGUCUCCAUCGUGAUCCGACUCGACGGCAUCUUUGGCUACGUCCUGGCGCCUCUCUUCAUCCUCUGGUGCUCGUCGUCCGCGUCGGGCAUUUUUGUCUCGAUCCUGCGCAUGAGCGACCAGCGGUUCCUCGUCGCGUAUCCCGUGGGCCUCUUCUACGCGUGCUUUGCCCUGCUGAGCGUCUUUGACAUGGAUCUGAGCAGCAGCAGCGGGCGACGCGGGUCAUGAUACACAUGCAGCAGGGAGAAAGGUACACAGCGAGCAACAGCCGGGAGGCUCCAGCGCUUGCCGGUCUGGAAGUUCCUGCACAGGACCCACGGCGGGCUGCACGCCAAAGACCAGAAACGAUGUAGAUACAUGGUGCGUUCCAGAGUGCGG
This is a messenger RNA of Tilletiaria anomala UBC 951, 1195 nucleotides long. Its product is annotated as Yip1-domain-containing protein. The coding region runs from base 119 to 1045 and encodes 308 amino acids. Gene Ontology annotation, biological process: endoplasmic reticulum to Golgi vesicle-mediated transport; vesicle fusion with Golgi apparatus. The transcript is spliced from 4 exons. Gene Ontology annotation, cellular component: trans-Golgi network; membrane. The record is from RefSeq and is a predicted model, not a curated record. Lineage: Eukaryota; Fungi; Basidiomycota; Exobasidiomycetes; Georgefischeriales; Tilletiariaceae.